Messenger RNA from Periconia digitata, 809 nucleotides. The record is from the annotation of a GenBank genome assembly. Lineage: Eukaryota; Fungi; Ascomycota; Dothideomycetes; Pleosporales; Periconiaceae.
AUGCAUCGCCAUGCACUGUGCUGCGCUGCUGCACUACGCUGCGCAUUGUUUUACUUUGCUGUGUUGUUACUAUUAUCGUUGCUCUCAAUUCGGAUCGACCUGUCCGAAGGCCCAACUCCGCAGGCACUCGAGAAGAGGGGGGCUGAAAGUCUCCACUUCGUCUUCCACUCCAUCCAGAUUGGUUUGCCAUACCCUUUCAUGAUGCACUGUGCCCCCAGGCUGCUGCGGUCCUUCCCUCUUCCACACCGCUGGUAUUGCGCUACAGCACAUGUACUAUCCAACAAUCUAGCGAACAGGGCCAUCGGUACACACAGGGUGCCACUCGGACUCUCACUGCAAUUCAGAAACCACCGAGUCCACAUGCUCCCGUGAUCCAAAUGGAACAUUCCGCUCCUCAAAUCCGGGGCGACGCACUCCAUCCGAGACACCGCCAGCAGAUGAGGUAGAAACCCCAUGCUGUGGUCGUUACCCACCACACCCAGGACCCAGCCCCGUGUAUCCCAAAGCCACGACGUGUCUGCCCCUCCCAUCCGCACACCACCAGCCUCCUCGUUUACGGAUCCGUCCAUGCGUGCAUACAUCAUGUACACAGUUACCGCACCUAUAGUACCAACACGAUCGCAUUCUGCCAGGAACAACUCGGCGCCGGAGAGGGGCCAUAACAUGGUUUCUGUCAGAGACAUAUCAAAACUCUUGUUGUCCGUUUGCUCUCCGCUCGGCAGAUGAACGCAAUUCAUGAACCAAUGUAGAGUAGGGCUAUGCACAGACGCCGCAAAACGGGAACGCUUCUGCACCGCACCCUCUCUUCG